AUGUCUCUUCGCGCCCUCGGAAACAAAUUAUUUGGUUCAGGAAGCAACAUCACAAUGGGCGAAGCAUCCACCCGAGUUCAGGAGCUCAUCAACGAGCACGCGACUAUCGUCUUCUCGAAGUCGUACUGCCCUUACUGCUCAAGCACCAAGAAGACGCUCAAGCAGCUCAAUGCCGAUGCCUUCGUGAUUGAGCUCGACCAGGAUUCUGAUGGCUCUGCCCUGCAGGAUGCCCUCGAGGACAUCAGCGGCCAGCGCACUGUCCCCAACAUCUUCAUCAACAGGAAGCACAUCGGAGGUAACUCCGACCUCCAGAAGCUGGACAAGGCCGGCGAGCUGGAGCAACUACUCCGUAAUGCCGGCUCACUCAAGCUCUAA
Clonostachys rhizophaga is the source of this 375-nucleotide messenger RNA. The record is from the annotation of a GenBank genome assembly. Lineage: Eukaryota; Fungi; Ascomycota; Sordariomycetes; Hypocreales; Bionectriaceae.